AUGCCAUAUCACUGCGGUAUGUGCAAUCAGUCUUUCAACACGCGAGGCGAGCUUGACCAGCAUGCAGCCGAUCAUGCUGACAACACUCCUGCAACUUUGACCUGCCCAUGGUGCCCGUGGUCUUUCCCCGACUCUCUGGCUCUAGAACAGCAUCAGAUCGUCUCUGGGCAUCAGUCUGCGCAGUUUGCGUGCGACACAUGUGGCGAUACCAUGGUUUCGCAGCAAGGCCUCAACAAACAUCUGAAUCAAUCUACAGGGUGCCAGAAGGCCUCCAGUAUACUUCCAGCAGCCCAGGCAUCGAAUGGGGCAUCCCACGAACCGACCUUGACGUCGACCACGGCCAUCACCUGCGAUAGGUGCCCGAGAACCUUCAGGACCCAGCGAGAGUACAACGCUCAUCGUAAAUUCCCGGAUGGCGACUGUGCCGACCACAAGAAGCGAACGCCGCCUAGGAACAAGAAGCGAUCGGGGCCAGCAGGCUGCGUUGACCUGGUUCAACCUCACCAAACGGUGAACGGCGCCUUGGGGUAUCAUGAUGCUUCAGACACGCCGGAUGACCUGAGCGAAGACAAUGAAUAUUGCCAUGAAUGCAAAACCGCCUUUAAAAGCAAAGCUGGCUACAACGCGCAUGCCUUGCGAUGUACCUCUCAGACGAUGUCGAACGGAAGGCCCUCGAGUAGCCCGAAGAUAUCCCAGGUAGCCGCACAGUACGAUGAUGGCCUACAGCCUACCCUAACACCGGUACGAAAGCAAAGUCUGGAUGCGAAAUUACCGGCAGCGCCCGCUAUUCCCUCCUUCCGCUGCAUCGUUCAAGAGUGCGGGAAGGCUUUCAGAUCGGAGCCCGGGCUCAAAGCUCAUCAGGCUGACGUCCACGGCUUGGGAGGCAAAGCACUGGAUCUUCAAGGCAGCCAGUCUUUCAUGAUGAAUCAGCGCGUACGCGAGCAGCUGAAAGUGAAAGGCCUACUUCGAGAUUCUCCUCGCGCUCCUAUCCCGCCUCCUAGACCAUUCCCUGCGCCAACCCCCGCACAAAUUCCAAUUCCAAUGCCGACCGGUAUGAGUAUGGGUGGUGAAGAUGAUAUAAAGCAGGCCAAGUACAUCCAGGGUAAGAUUGGGCGACUCCGUAUUCAGUCCGACAUCUUCAUCCACAACAACGGAAAGAUGACCGUCUGUGGUAUCGACUGGACUCGUAUCGCUGUCUCCAACCAGAACAAUGCUAUUACCUCGUUGGACGGCAUGUGCAGCCUCCCUAAGAGCGUGCAGGGCGAAGAAUAUCUCCUUCCACCGACAGCCUUCAAGGACGAAUACAAAGUGGCUUACCCGGUUACCGACUUCAAACAUUCCCCCGACCGCGAUUCUUCGAAGCCCGGUCUCGGUGUCAUCGCCCUGUCAUGCGGCAAGAUCCUGCUCGCUGAUGGCCGUCAGGAAGUCGUCAAAAUCGCGGCAGUCGAUCUAGUCACCAGCCGCAUUCUCAUGAACCACCUGGUCUGCACUGAUCCGUACGCAAAAGUCGCGAACUGGCGCUCUUCGGUGACUGGGCUAUCCGGCUGGGAUGAUAUGGAGGGAGCGCGAAAGGCCGGUUACAAGAUCUUCAAGGGUUGGUCUAGCGCUCGUUCCGCACUGUGGAAGUUCGUGGACAAAGAGACUAUCGUUGUCGGGCACAACUUGCGGUCCGACCUUGAUGUGCUGCGCAUGAUUCAUGGUCGCGCUGUCGAUAUCGCCAUUGUGGUUGAGAAGGCUGCUAAAGGUCCGCUGUCGAAGCCGCAGUUGAGUCUGGAUAGUAUCUGUCGCACUUACCUGAGCCGGCAACUGGUUAUCGACCCACAGUACGGCCGCGACUUUCUUAUGAACGCAUUCGCCGCGCGCGAAUUCGGCCUGUGGGCUAUCAAGAAUCCGGAGAUCCUCGCGAAGGAUGCGAAACAGAAAAGCUUGGACUACCAGCGGGUUAUCCAAAAGCCAGUUACUACUGCUUGA
Cucurbitaria berberidis CBS 394.84 is the source of this 1971-nucleotide messenger RNA. RefSeq lists its product as uncharacterized. The record is from RefSeq and is a predicted model, not a curated record. The transcript is spliced from 2 exons. Gene Ontology annotation, biological process: regulation of transcription by RNA polymerase II. Gene Ontology annotation, molecular function: chromatin insulator sequence binding. Gene Ontology annotation, cellular component: chromosome. NCBI's taxonomy places the organism in Eukaryota, Fungi, Ascomycota, Dothideomycetes, Pleosporales, Cucurbitariaceae. The coding region runs from base 1 to 1971 and encodes 656 amino acids.